Molecule: messenger RNA, 615 nt
Organism: Loa loa (African eye worm)
Lineage: Eukaryota; Metazoa; Nematoda; Chromadorea; Rhabditida; Onchocercidae
Exons: 4
Coding region: 1-615 (204 amino acids)
Source: RefSeq, a predicted model, not a curated record
AUGGGAACAAUGUUCGAAAAAAAUGAGAAAUAUAGUGGUGAAGCAAUUCUGUGUGCUGCAACAUUUUGUGAAGUGAAUGGUUGUAGUAAAAUCGCUCAGCAAGUGAUGUCGUAUAUUUGUAAUAUCAUGAGUAGUCAUUCAGGGCUAAAUUCCGAUAAUAUUACCUGUGAAGUAAGCAGUGCAAGUGAUCUAAAAAGUUAUGAUUAUCUGACGAAGAUUGCUCCAGCAGUUGCUCAUUUGUUGUUGUCUGUUGAUGGAGCCGAAUUGUUUCAUCGUGUAGAGCAGGCAGUCGCUUUGUUGAAAUCGAAUACAUUUUGGAAAGUGAAGCAAGCACUUAUUAUCGAGUUGCCGUAUUUCAUAGAGAGAUGUGCAUCCCACACUGAUUUCACUGCUCUCUUUGUGGUUGUUGGUUCACUUCUGGCUGAAAAUGAUAUGUCACAACGGCGUACGUUUGCCCAACAAUGUUGUGUUGUUCUGGAAUAUAUUGUUAAGCGGGUACAGAACAGGGAAUGCAUUUUGUCGCUUUGUAAGCAUAAGGAUAUCGUAGAAACAUUGAAAAAAAUGGCAAUUGUGAAGUCAUCCGCAUUGCUUGACAAUUUACUGAAGUGCGAAUAA